Molecule: messenger RNA, 2926 nt
Organism: Dermatophagoides pteronyssinus (European house dust mite)
Lineage: Eukaryota; Metazoa; Arthropoda; Arachnida; Sarcoptiformes; Pyroglyphidae
Biological process (GO): DNA replication
Cellular component (GO): nuclear origin of replication recognition complex; nucleus
Molecular function (GO): protein dimerization activity; DNA replication origin binding
Source: RefSeq, a predicted model, not a curated record
GGGCAAUAUAGCAAUAAUUUUUGAAUGAUAAAAAAAGUUUCGUUUUUAUUCUGGAGAAAUCUUUUCAGUUCAGAACAAUUCUUGACAAACAACCAAAAUCAUAUGCAAGAAUUCAUUUGGAUUUUGUGCACACAAACAAACAUCAUCAACAAAUUUAUCUUUUUCCUGUGUGUGUUUGUUUCUUUCACUGACUGAUUAAAUCAAUGAUUCAUCCAUCAACGAUUUGAUCACAUCAUCUUCGAAUGAAUAACCUUAAUUUUUUUUUUGCCAAAUUCAGGUAAAAAUUCUGUUUUCUGAGAGCGAGCGAGCGAGCCAGAUCAAUAAAUAAAAACCCAAAAACAAAACUAAAAAACAAAAAUGCUCAAUAUUCAGUGACCGAUUCAUUCAUUCGUGUAACAUACGGUGUUUGGAUAAUGAAUUUUUUUUUCUCCCUGAAAUUUAAAGAAAUCUGUGUCGAUGACUUUGUGAAAAAAGUUUGAUGACCUUUUUUCUUUAGUUUGAUUGGUCUGAUUUGACAAAUUAUUUUAGAUUUUCUUCUUGAAUCAAAAGCCCAAUCAAACAAAACAACAAAAAAAAUGAUGAAACAACAAUCAUCAUCAACAUCAACAUCAAAAAGAUUAUCAUCAAGAUCAUCAUCAAAAUUAUUGAAUGAUAAAUGUUUAGAUAUAUCAUCAUCAUCAUCAUCAUAUAUUCAUCAUAAUAAAAAAAGUAAAGAAUAUCGUGCUUAUUAUGAAGCAGCAGCUAUUGCAGCAGCAGCAGCUGCAUCUGAAUUUUUUAAACAACCAACAUUGGAUUCUUCAGGAUCUUAUGGAUCAUCAUCACAGGAUCAUUCAACAACAUCAUCAGGUUAUCAAAUGAUUUCAAAUCCAUUUCAUGAUCAUUUAGCAUCAACAUUUGGUUUAAAUUUUCGAUCAAAUAAUGGUAAUACCAUUACUAAUAAUAAUAAUCAUCAUCAAAAUGAUAAUUAUGGACCACCAUCAAACACAACAGCAAAUUAUUUAUCAUCUUCAACACAAAGAUUUAAUAAUUUAUCUCAAUCAUCAUCAUCAUCAUCAACAUCAUCAUUGAUUUUUCCAUAUACACAAUCAACAUCCGGUUAUUAUUCGAAUGGUUCGAUGAUUGAUCAUCAUCAACAACAGCAACAACAACAAUUAUCUAAUUGUAAUAGUAUUUGGAACCGCAAUACAACUCCAAUAUCAACAUCAUCAUCAACAGCAACUACUGGGACCGCAUCAUCAUCAUCAUCAUUGAAUCAAGGGUCUAAUGUUUCAGGAACAACAGCUACUGUUCCAAAUAAAGUUAAAGCUACUGCUGCUGUUGUUGAUGAAACUGCUGCUACUUCUGCUGCUGUCAAACAAAGUCACAAGUCACAUAAUAUGGUUCCACCCAUCACCUCGGGUAAUGGUAAUGAUGAUGAUGACGAUGAUGAAUGUAUCUAUCGCGGUGAUGAUGAUGAUGAUGAUGGUAGUCGUCGUCGUCGUUGUCGUCGCCGUCCAACAGUUGAUCAUUCGGCUUCAUUGUUCACGGAUCAACUUUUACUUAAUCAACAACCGAAUAAUCGAUCAUUACAAUUUCGAACACCAACAUCUAAAACAUCAAAAUCAUUAACAACAACAACAACAAAAACAACAACCAAAACAACAAAAAUGACAGUCGUUCAUCAUAUUUUAUCACCAUCGAUUAUAUCAAACGAAUCACAUCCACAUCAUCAUCAUGGACACCUUCAUCAUGGACAUGAUUUCAUACAUUCAGAUGUUGAUAAUUCAAUUAGUCCAAAUUCGACAACAAUUUCAUCAUCAUCAUCAUAUUUAUCAUCUAGUCAAUCAUCAAUUAAUGAUUGUUCAUCACCAUUGAUACUUUCGAAUGAUGAUAAUCAUUCAUCACCACCAACAUCAUCCACAUAUAAUGGAUAUAUUGGUUAUCAUCAUCCUUCAACAUUAACAAAAACAUCAUCACAACCAUCAAACAAUUCAACAAAAUCUGGUCAUCCAACAAAAUCAAAAUCUAAACCACGUAGACGUGUUGCAACAGUUGCACAACGUCGUGCAGCAAAUAUUCGUGAACGACGACGAAUGUUUAAUCUAAAUUCUGCAUUCGAUAAAUUAAGGAAAAAAGUACCAACAUUUGCAUAUGAAAAACGUCUUUCAAGAAUUGAAACAUUACGUUUAGCUAUAAUGUAUAUAAGUUUUAUGUCAGAUUUAUUGGAUACAACAAGCAUAGCAAGUGAUAUGACAAUCGAAAAUCAACAACAACAACAACAACAACAAACAUCACCAUCAAUGAUGACAAAAACAUUGAAAACAAAAUUGGAAAAAAAUUUAAAAUUAUCGAUCGAUGAUAAUGAUAAUGAUGAUCAAGAUGAUAAUAAUAAUAAUAAUAAUAAUGAACAGCAGCAGCAACAACAACAACAACAACAGCAAUCAAACGAAACCGAAAUCGAUCUGAUCAAAUCGAAACAAUUUUCAUUGACAAAUGAAAAUCAAAUACCAUCAAUUUCGAUUGUGGCUAAUAAUUCAUCGAUUGAAAGAUUUAAUCAUCAUAAUCAACAUCAAUUACAACGAUCAUCAACACCAACAUCUUCGUAUAUGAUAAAUGAAAAUAUUUAUUAUCCUGGUCAUCAUCAUCAUCAUCCUCAUCCGCAUCAAUUUCUAGCUGAACGUUAUCCAUCAUCUACACCAUCAUCAUCAUCAAUAUGGACAGCCCAAAACAAUGAUCAUAAUCAUCAUCAUUAUGGUCAUCAUCAUCAUUUUGGAUCAAAUAAUACAGGUAUUGAUUUAGCAUCAACUACAUCAUCAUUUGGUCAUCAUAAUUAUCAUCAUCAUCAUCAUCAUCAUACAUCAACAGCACGAUAUUGAAAUAAUCUUCUUCUUUUUUUUUGAAAAAAAACAAACAUUUAAUUCAAAACAAACAACAAAAAACACUAGUC